Messenger RNA from Xenopus laevis (African clawed frog), 3873 nucleotides. It is a transcript of the gene a1cf.L, whose product is annotated as APOBEC1 complementation factor L homeolog. Gene Ontology annotation, cellular component: nucleus; endoplasmic reticulum; cytoplasm. Gene Ontology annotation, molecular function: nucleic acid binding; RNA binding. Bases 145 to 1920 code for a protein of 591 amino acids. The transcript has 12 exons. Lineage: Eukaryota; Metazoa; Chordata; Amphibia; Anura; Pipidae. Gene Ontology annotation, biological process: cytidine to uridine editing. The record is from RefSeq and is a predicted model, not a curated record.
UGGAGUUUGAUAUGAUUAAGGAAUAACCAGAGGGACACGUCACAAAUUCACCAUAAUCAAGGAGAACCUUUCCGAGCGGUGAUCUGUGAAAUUGCUCAGUGAGCACACCUAAUUAACCUGAUUUUUUGCUGAUAAUCAUUCACAAUGGAAUCAAAUCAAAAAUCCGGGGAUGGAAUGGCUGGCACACAGAAAGAAGCAUCUCUCCGCACGCUAAUUCAGCGGACUGGAUAUAGUUUGACGCAGGAAAAUGGGCAGAGGAGAUAUGGAGGUCCACCUCCUGGUUGGGACGGCCCGCCACCAGAAAGAGGAUGUGAGAUUUUUAUUGGCAAACUUCCCCGUGAUUUAUUUGAGGAUGAACUCAUACCACUGUGUGAAAAGACAGGGAAAAUCUACGAGAUGAGGAUGAUGAUGGAUUUUAAUGGAAAUAAUAGGGGAUAUGCAUUUGUAACCUUCACCAACAGACAGGAUGCCCGGGAUGCCAUCAAACAACUCAAUAAUUAUGAAAUCAGAAACGGGCGGCUAUUGGGGGUUUGCGCCAGUGUUGAUAACUGCCGGUUAUUUGUUGGUGGAAUCCCAAAAACCAAGAGACGGGAAGAAAUCUUAGCAGAGAUGAGAAAAGUCACGGACGGCGUUCUCGAUGUCAUCGUCUACCCCAGCGCUGCUGAUAAAGCAAAGAAUCGGGGAUUCGCUUUUGUUGAAUAUGAAAGUCACAGAGCGGCAGCCAUGGCGAGGAGAAAGCUGCUACCAGGACGUAUCCAAUUGUGGGGGCAUCCAAUAGCAGUGGACUGGGCAGAACCUGAGGUUGAAGUUGAUGAAGAUACCAUGUCAUCGGUCAAAAUUUUGUACGUGAGAAACCUAAUGCUGACCACGGCGGAAGAGACCAUAGAAAAAGAAUUCAGUAGCGUCAAACCUGGGUCUGUAGAACGAGUAAAGAAAAUCAGAGAUUAUGCGUUUGUGCACUUCAGAAAUCGUGCUGAUGCCGUUGAUGCAAUGAAUGUUUUGAAUGGAAAGAUCAUUGAUGGCUCCCCUAUAGAAGUCACCUUGGCCAAGCCAGUAGACAAAGAAAGCUAUGUUAGGUAUACCCGAGGAACUGGAGGCAGAGGAGCAGCCAUUCAAGGGGAAUAUACCUACACCAUUGGCCAUGUUUAUGACCCAACUACGGCCUAUCUUGGGGCGCCCGUUUUCUACGCACCCCCAGCUUACACAGCUGCCAUCCCUAGCAUUCAGUUUCCUCCUGUAAAAGGAUACGUCAACAACCGCAGCCUUGUACGGCCUCCAUCUGUCAGAGAAAUUUACAUGAAUGUACCUGUAGGGGCGGCGGGAGUAAGAGGACUGGGAGGACGGGGAUACUUGGCGUACACGGGCUUGGGGCGUGGAUAUACUGGAUUCCAAAUGAAAGGAGACAAGCGGGCUGAUGACAAACUCUAUGAUAUAUUACCAGGAAUGGAGAUUACACCAAUGACCACCGUUGCUUUAAAGCCACAAGGCAUUAAGCUUGGACCACAGAUUCUAGAGGAGAUCUGCCAGAAGAACAACUGGGGACAACCAGUGUAUCAGCUUCACUCUGCUAUUGGACCAGACCAACGACAGCUCUUUCUCUACAAGGUCACCAUCCCAGCACUUGCUAGCCAAAACCCUACAAUCUACCCUUUCACACCACCCAAGCUUUGCAUAUCAGUGGAUGAGGCCAAGACGUAUGCAGCAGAUUACACCCUUCAGACCUUGGGUAUUCCAACAGAGACAGCAGAGCACCCUACAGCCUUUGCAGGAUAUACAAUUGCCAACACACCUGCAGCAGUAGCCGCCACACAGCUGAAACAAGCCGUUGCCCUUGGACAAGACCUAGCAGCCUAUGCCACUUAUGAAACCUACCCGGCCUUUGCACUUGCUGCCCGUGGGGAUGGAUAUGGCGCCUUUUAAUGGAUCCUUCUACUUUGUUUUUUGUUAAAAACUUUUUUCUUCUGAAAUCUAGAGUCAGACCUUUUAACGGAUGGGUUAUAGGGCACAGAAUAUAUUAGAGUGAUUCAUUUAAUGUUAAAAUGACAUUGACAUUAUUAGCCUUGUUGGAAAUGAAAUCAAUCAUUUAUUGAUCAUUAGUUUUUAUAUAUGUGUAAGCUAAUGCUGCCUCAUUGUAAGUAAUAGUUUAGUGUAACAGGUCCUCAGUUUCAGCCAAGUUGUUUACAUUCAUUGCACACUAUUAAAUAGUGAGCUCUAAUAUAUAUAUAUAUAUAUAUUCUGCAUUGCUCGAGUGGGGGGAAGAGGAUGGUCCAAAAAAUUUGCAGGGACUCUCUGUGUUUACAUACAACUGCAUUCACAUUGGAUGGGACUCUGUAUUCCCCUGUACUAAGCACAAUUCAACAAGAACAGCCCCCUACGUUUGCUCAUAGUCUGUACAGAGAGAUCCCAUAAAACUAUGGCAGCAUAGGUAUUCCCCUGUAUUAAGCACAAUUCAGCAGGAACAGCCCCUAAGUUUGCUCAUAGUCUGUACAGAGAGAUCCCAUAAAACUAUGGCAGUAUAGGUAUUCCCCUGUACUAAGCACAAUUCAGCAGGAACAGUCCCCUAAGUUUGCUCAUAGUCUGUACAGUGAGAUCCCAUAAAACUAUGGCAGCAUAGGUAUUCCCUGUACUAAGCACAAUUCAGCAGGAACAGUCCCCUAAGUUUGCUCAUAGUCUGUACAGAGAGAUCCCAUAAAACUAUGGCAGCAUAGAUAUUCCCCUGUAUUAAGCACAAAUCAGCAGGAACAGCCCCGUAUUUUGCUCAUAGAUUGUACAGAGAGAUCCCAUAAAAGUAUGCCAACAUAGUUAAUCCGCUGUACUAAGCACAAUUCUGUAGGGACAUUUGAGAGUAUAGUGGCCCUUUAAGAUCACCUUUAAGUUUCUGAAGUAUUGAGUAUAAAAAUCCAAAUAUUCACCUCUCUGCUUUAUCUUAUAGAGAUUCCCGACCCCCAUCCUUACCAUAAGAGUGAGCCAUGUUAUUUAAUCAAAGCAGUGACUUGUAUGUUCAGUUUCAUAAGUAUUCUGGAGGGGGGUGGUAUCAAAUACAUAUAUUGUUGUAUAAACACAUGUGUAGCGUUUCUCUCCUUCUAUAAGUCUUACUUGGCCUUUGUAAGGUUCUCCAUAUACCGUAUCUUUAAGCUAAAGUAAGACCCCAAGCCAGGGAGGGAGGCAAGCGACAGUAUUAGAUGUGCAGAAAGCACUUAUUUUUGUACAGAUGUGACUUAUAUUUGUAAAGAACUGUCACUGUGAAUAAAGAAACCAUAAUUUAAUCCUUGGAUGUCCAAAAUGUGGCCCUUGAUGAUGCUGAUGAACUACAAUCCCUUUGGUAGGUUUUUGGAGUUGUAGUUUAACAACAUCUCUACGGCUGCAGGUUGCUCAUCACUGUAAUAAUCACAGCAUCAAUUGCCUAAUGCAAAGAUCUCCAACCUGUGUCUCUCCAGCUAAUACUGAACUACAAAUCUCAGCAGCUCCUGCUGUCCGAUGAGCUACAGUUCCAGAGCCGCAAGUUGCAGAUCUUUAGGCUAACAUAAUAUUUAUCUAUGGGAACCCAACUCUUGCUGCCAUCGGGUGUCAAAUACAAUGGUGUAACAUGGGCUUGGAGGCAACAUUUUCACCAGGGUCCUACCAUUGUACAGGUAGUUACAUCACUGACCGAAUGCUUCACUUGCAGAGAGGAGGGUUCAGAAAAUUUGGUGUCCUUUAUUUGUAUCAGGAGUGGAUUGUUAUUCAGAUGUCUGAGAAUAAAAAAAAAACAAAAGGCACCAAAAAAUGGUAAUAAAUGAAAUUUUCAUGUAAAUCAGGGUUUGUAAUGCAAUGCAAAUAUAUCACUAAAUGGACCUUUAUAUAUAUAAUAAUAAAACAUGUAUAUACAGCCAA